This is a messenger RNA of Serinus canaria (Common canary), 2009 nucleotides long. RefSeq names its product RAB22A, member RAS oncogene family (gene RAB22A). The record is from RefSeq and is a predicted model, not a curated record. NCBI's taxonomy places the organism in Eukaryota, Metazoa, Chordata, Aves, Passeriformes, Fringillidae. The coding region runs from base 101 to 685 and encodes 194 amino acids. The transcript has 7 exons. Gene Ontology annotation, molecular function: GTPase activity; GTP binding.
GCGGGUAACUGGGGCGGGCGGGGGGCGGCCGCCGUGGGGACGGCGAUGAUCGUGCUGGGCCGCGUCUCAGGCGCUCGCUGAAGGCGCUGCCUGCCCGGCCAUGGCUCUGAGGGAGCUGAAAGUUUGCCUUCUGGGGGACACUGGUGUGGGCAAAUCAAGUAUCGUGUGGAGAUUUGUUGAAGAUAGCUUUGAUCCCAACAUCAACCCAACAAUAGGAGCCUCAUUUAUGACCAAGACUGUACAGUAUCAAAAUGAGCUGCAUAAAUUCCUGAUUUGGGAUACAGCUGGACAGGAGCGGUUUCGUGCUUUAGCCCCAAUGUAUUACCGAGGGUCAGCAGCAGCCAUUAUAGUGUAUGACAUCACAAAAGAGGAAACUUUCUCAACGCUAAAGAACUGGGUUAAAGAGCUUCGCCAGCAUGGACCUCCCAACAUUGUUGUAGCUAUUGCAGGAAAUAAGUGUGAUCUUAAUGAUGUCAGAGAAGUCAUGGAAAAAGAUGCUAAAGACUAUGCAGAUUCCAUUCAUGCAAUAUUUGUAGAGACAAGUGCGAAAAAUGCAAUAAACAUUAAUGAACUCUUUAUAGAAAUUAGUCGCAGAAUUCCAUCCACUGACACCAACCCCGCAUCUAGUGGGAAGGGCUUCAAACUUCGACGACAGCCAUCGGUGACAAAGCGCAGCUGCUGUUGACUGACCCUUUAGAAAGUCAAACUUUAUACAGUAGGUGGUCUUGGAAGUUAAUAGUUGACAUUGGGUUUAUAUAUCAGUCUUAGAUCUUUAUCUGCUGGUGUUCAUACACCUGGGGUCCCCAAGAAGGGACCGGCUCAUCGGACACCUGUGCGCCCGCAGAAAAGACUGCAGUGGUCAGGGCAGCCUGCUGGCUCCCAUGGCGUGCAGUGUCUCUUGCAUUCUAAGGGAAUCCAUCUUCACUUCUUUGGCCUUGCUUGAUCGGAAGGUGACUACGUGGAUGGUAGAACUGAAAUGUUUUCAUAGUUUUGUAAACAAGGUUUUGGGAGGGUUUUGUAAAAAGGGAAAUGAGCACUUUUGUGGGAGAUUGGGUUAGGAGGAGUCUGGAAGUUAGAUGUCAUUUCUUCCUUUUCUUCAGUGAGCCUUAUUUUAAAUUUUGGUGUAGCUACUCCAAAGUAUGAUGGGACAGUUGAUGUGAGACGGCUACAGAAUAAGCAACUGAAGACAAAUAGUAGGCAAAUCAGUCCAUCCAGUCCCCAAAUCCCAUUUGCACUUUUUAUUUAAGGAUGAUCUGCACUGGGGGUGGGGACACAAGCAACAGAUGUUAAACCACAGACAAUCUUCUUUUUCAUGCUGACUGUAAUCACUUUAAGGCAAACUGGUAUGCUUAUAGGCAUCUUUUUGUUGUUACAAGUUUUUUUAAUAUUAAGAUAUUGGUUAAAGAAAAUUACUUGUAGAUCUGACUAAAUGAAAUGGUUACUGACUAAAAAGAGAUGCUGUAAACAGAUGCUGCCAGUGGUUCUGAUAAGACCUACAAGGUUUUGGGGAAAGCUUUUAAUUGCUUGGCAUGUGUAAAGUGUUCAUAUUAUAUUUAUGAGACCAGUGUUUAAAGUGUUAUAAAUUAUGUAAAAACAGUAAAAAAUAAUAGAGUCUUCUACACUCCUUCCAUUCCACACCUAGGGAUAAACUCUUGGGGAAUCUCCAUCAGGGUUUUUUUCCUGCAUUUUAGGUAUUGUCACUGUGAGUUCAUCCAGAGGCAGAUGAAAUUAUUUCUCUUUCAAUGACAUUUGAAAGGGCCAAUGGAACAUCCUGUUGGGGCAGCACGAGGUCUGUCUGUUGAACAAGCUUUCAUCUGGGGUGCACCCAGUCUUUCCUAUUUUGGGCACAAAAAUACACAUAGGAAGUAACCUUAAGACAUGUGGUAAUGUAGAUCAUUACCUCUUGGUUCCUGGGGGUUUUUCAUCUGUGAGGGUUUUUAGCAAAUCGGUGUUUAGCUUAUUCUGUAUGGGUUUUACUAGGCUUUCAAUUAAACUAUAGGUUGACCAUA